UUAUGUCGCCCGCCUGCCGUGCACCAUCCCCACCAUCCAUAUCCAUCUUGUCCCGGUCCUUGUGAUGUGAUGAUGUGCAGAUGUCGGUGCACCAGCAUCCUCCCAUCCACGAUCCACGCCUCCUCUCUCCCGUGUGCACCGCUUUGCUUUAUCCUCCGCUCACAAGAGAGGGAUUUCCCAUUUUUUAUGCACCCCCCCCCCCCCAGUAGAUUCAUCGGAUGAGAACACUGUGGCAACCCGUUCCUGAGAGGACUUUGCUGGAAUUUGCCGACCAGAAAGGAGGCUCCUCUUUUACGCACCGAACAAUUGGCGUAUGCAAAUCCCAUGCAUGCAUUGUGAUUUUUUUUGUCGCUGUGGAGCAAGGAGGCGUUUCUCUAUCAAGACGAACUAAUCCGGAUGUGUUAAGUUUGAUGUAAAAAAACAAAAAACAAAAAAGAGUGGUGGCGUGGAGAGAGGUGGUGGUGGUGGUGGUGGGGGGUGAGUCCAACACAUAAGCGCAAGCACGGCAACAUCAGCGGAUCUGCUCAUCUGCAUGCUCCAAGCACUCAAGGCGGGCUCCUGGAGACAUGACAAGUCUCUUCUUCCGCUCCUGAGGACUCACAACUGUUGCAAAGACGUUCCUAUCGAUAACCCUCCACAUGGAUUGACGUGAGAAGACUAGCAAACAUCGUCAUUGCACCAUGCUACUCCACAAGAGGACUCCAUUUUUCACUCCAUGCGUGUUCACCUCCAUCCUGCUGCUCCUGCUCCCGGGAGUCACCCACGUGUCCCAAGGCAGUUCCAGCCACGAAGACCACGGCAGCCCGGCCAGGAACUGCACCAGCGAAGAUAACUGCUCUGACGGAGUGGUGCUUCCCAUGUGGAACCCCCAGAACCCAGUGGUGGGCGACAAGGUGGCCCGGGCCAUCGUUUACUUUGCAGCUCUCAUAUACAUGUUCCUGGGCAUGUCCAUCAUCGCGGACCGCUUCAUGUCCUCCAUUGAGGUCAUCACAUCCCAGGAAAAGGAGAUCACCAUCAAGAAGCCCAACGGAGAGACAACAACCACGACGGUGCGUAUUUGGAACGAGACCGUGUCCAACCUGACCUUAAUGGCGUUAGGCUCCUCAGCCCCAGAAAUCCUGCUCUCCGUCAUCGAGGUGGUCGGUCAUAAUUUUGAAUCUGGAGCGCUCGGGCCGAGUACCAUCGUGGGCAGCGCCGCGUUCAACAUGUUCAUCAUCAUAGCGCUCUGCGUCUACGUGGUGCCGGAGAACGAGACUCGCAAGAUAAAGCACCUGAGGGUGUUUUUCGUCACGGCCGCCUGGAGCAUCUUCGCCUACAUCUGGCUGUACCUCAUCCUGUCCGUCUUCUCCCCUGGGGAGGUGGAAGUUUGGGAGGCGGUCCUCACCUUCCUCUUCUUCCCGCUCUGUGUGCUGCAAGCUUGGAUCGCAGAUCGCCGCCUGCUCUUCUACAAGUACGUCAACAGACGCUACCGCGCCGACAAGAAUCGAGGCAUUAUCAUCGAAUCGGAGGGGGACGCCAUGUUCACCAAAAUGGACUUGGAGAUGGACGGCCAGGGUGUCAACUCCCACACGCACCCCAAGGAGGCUCUGGAUGGCAUGCUGGAGGGGGUGGAGGAAGGCGGAGGCUCCAGCGCGGAACAAGACCAAGAGGAGGAAGCCAGGAGGGAGAUGGCUCGCACCCUGAAGGACUUGAAGCAGCGGCAUCCAGAGAAGGACAUGGAGCAGCUGAUUGAGAUGGCCAACUACCAAGUUCUGGUCCAACAACAGAAGAGCCGGGCCUUCUACCGCAUCCAGGCCACACGCAUGAUGAUCGGAGCCGGAAACAUCCUGAAAAAGCACGCCGCCGACCAAGCCAGGAAGGUGGUGAGCUGCCACGAGGCCAGCGGACAAGAGGAGGACCCCAACACCAUCUACCUGCAGUUCGACCCCUCCCACUACCAGUGCUUUGAAAACUGUGGCUCCUUAAAGCUCUCAGUGAGCCGCCACGGAGGAGAGAGCGGCUGUACCGUGAAGGUGGACUACCGCACAGAGGACGGGACCGCCAACGCCGGCUCGGACUAUGAGUUCGCCGAAGGCACUUUGGUCUUCAAGCCCGGCGAGACCACAAAAGAGUUCACCGUCGGCGUUAUCGACGACGACAUUUUCGAAGAAGACGAGCACUUCUACGUGCGCCUCAGCAACCCCCGAAUAGUGCACAGAGCCGAGGUCUCCAUCCUGGAGCCGCGCUCCAUCUCCUCCAGCAACAGCAUGGUGGGCGUCUCCUCCCACAUCCCACCCAAAGCCGCCCUGGGCGGCGCUCACACCGCUACCGUGACCAUCUAUGACGACGACCACGCCGGCAUCUUCACCUUCGAGAGCAAGUCCACCAGAGUCAGCGAGAGCGUCGGCAACAUGCAGGUCAAGGUUCACCGGACGUCCGGAGCAAGGGGGAAGGUCGCGGUGCCUUAUCACACCGUGGAGGGCACCGCCAAGGCGGGGGAGGACUACGAGGAAGUGUCUGGCAAGCUGGAGUUUCAGAACGACGAGACCAUGAAGCUGCUGAACGUGAAGAUCAUCGACGAUGAGGAGUACGAGAAGAACAAGACCUUCACCAUUAUUUUGGAGGAGCCCAUCCUGCUGGAGGUGGGACAGAGACACGGAGACACCAACGAUAACAAGACGCCCGUUGGGCCCGAGGACGUGGCCAAGAUGGGCUGCCCAUGUCUGGGGGAGCACACCAACCUGGAGGUGGUCAUUGAGGAGUCCUAUGAGUUUAAGAGCACGGUUGACAAGCUGAUUAAAAAGACCAACCUGGCUCUGGUGGUGGGGAGCAGCAGCUGGAGGGAACAGUUUGUUAGCGCUGUCACUGUCAGUGCAGGCGACGACGACGAGGAAGAGAGCGGCGAGGAGCGUUUGCCCUCCUGCUUUGACUACAUCAUGCACUUCCUGACCGUUUUCUGGAAAGUGCUGUUCGCUUUCGUCCCGCCCACUGAGUACUGGAACGGCUGGGCCUGCUUCUUCGUCUCCAUCUCCUUAAUUGGCAUCCUGACGGCUGUGACCGGCGACCUGGCCUCUCAUUUCGGGUGCACCGUCGGGCUGAAGGACUCGGUCACCGCUGUGGUGUUCGUGGCCCUGGGCACGUCCGUCCCAGACACGUUUGCAAGUAAAGUGGCCGCCAUCCAGGACCAAUACGCCGAUGCAUCAAUCGGCAACGUGACGGGCAGCAACGCCGUCAACGUCUUCCUGGGCAUCGGGGUGGCGUGGACCAUCGCCGCCGUAUACUGGAAAACCAAAGGCAAGAUGUUCAAGGUCAACCCCGGCUCUCUGGCCUUCUCUGUCACCCUCUUCACCAUCAUGGCGCUGGUGUGCGUGCUGGUGCUGCUCUACCGCCGCCGGCCCAGCGUUUCGGGCGGAGAGCUCGGGGGCCCACGGACAGCCAAGCUCCUCACCUUCUUCCUCUUCCUGUCCCUGUGGUUCAUUUACAUCCUGCUGGCCUCCUUGGAGGCCUACUGCCACGUGCCUGGCUUCUGAAGGCCCACACGCAGCCCCUUCGCUUUGUUUUUACGCUUUGAUGAAUGCUUUCUUUGUUUUUUUUCUGUCCACUUUCACAAAUGUUUACAACCAUUACACUUCCCUUCUGGUUUGCCCAAUUAUAGAAAUUACGAUUCGCGUAUUACAAAAAUUUCAAGAAUAAAGUAGUAAACGUAUGACUUUAUUCUUGUAAAUUUACAAGAACAAAUGUCACAUUUAUGAUAAUUUUUUUAAUAUUAUGAGAAAAAAAAUCAUACUGUUACUCGGAAAGUUACAAGAAUAAAAGCCUACAUUUAUGAGAAAAAUAUUUUUAAUAUUAUGAGGAAAAAAAGUGGUACUGUUAGAUUUGCCCAAGACGGAGUAUUAAAAUAAGCCGUAAAUUUACAAUUUAAAAAGUCAGAAAUUAACAAAAGUAAAGUCGUAAAGUUACAAGAAUAAAGGCCUAAAUUUCUGAGAAAAGAAGUCUUAAAUUUGCGUGAAAAAAAUGUCGUAAUAUUAACUUUGCCCAAGGCCAAAGGUCACAAAAGUCCCCCCUUUUCAUAGCUGUCUCAGAUUAUAAUCAGAGAUUUUGAGAAUAAAGUCGUAAAUGUAUGACUUUACAAUAAAAAAGUUGGACAUUUAUGAGAAAAAAAAUGUAAUAUUAUGAGAAAAAAAGUUUCCAAAGGUCACAUAAGAUCCCCCUUUUCAUAGCUGUCUCAGGCAAUGCCUGUUACUCUGUCAUAACAGGCAUUUAUGAAAUCAAACAUUUAUGAGAAAAAAAUUGAGAAAUACAUCUACAAGAAAAAAGUUGGAUAUUUAUGAGAAAAAACAUGUAAUAUUACGAGAAUAAAGUCAUAAAUUAACAAGAAUGUUAGGACAAUCAAGUUGUAAAGCUAGAAGAAUAAAGUCGUAAAUUUCAGAGAAAAAAAUUGUAACAUUACGAAAAUCCUGUCGUUAAUCUAUGAGAAUAAAGUUGUAAAUUUACAGGAAAAAUCUUGCAAUGUUAGGAGAAUCAGGUUGUAAAUCUACGAGAAUAACGUCAUCCAUUUCAGAGAAAAAAAAUGUAAUAUUAGUAGAAUAACAUCAUAAAUCUACGAGAAUAAAGUCGUAAAUUUCAGAGAAAAUAACCCCCAAAACCUUAUGUUACAGGCCUUGCCUGAGACAGCUAUGAAAAGGAGGUACUUAUGUGACUGCUAGCGUUGGGCAUGAGGAGGGGGCGGGGUUUGGAAGGCGGAAGUGAGGAGGGCUAGCUAUACAUGCUAACCAGUUCAACUUCUUUGUUUUGCUGCCACGCCAUAAAUAAAAGCUUGUUUGAAGGAACAGGAAAGUUUCCUUCCUUCCUAUUCUCUAUUUAAUAUUUUCUACUUAUUAUUUAUAUCAUUAUUUUCUAUUUACAACACUAAGACCUUAUUCUUGUAAUAUUAUAACUUUUUUCUUGUACAUUUCUCAUAAAUUUAAGACUGUUUUUCUUUGUAUGUAAGACUUUUACUCGUAAAUAUAAGACUUUUUUGUCAUAAAUGUCAAACUUUUUAUCUGGUAAAUGCCCGACUUCAUUCUCAUAAAUGUACAACUUUAUUCUCACAAUCUGAGAUUAUGAUUAUGUUUUCAAAGUGACCCCAACACUCCGUUGUGGAAGAUGGCUCCCCUCUGUGUAUAGACAGUUAUUUAAGUUUGUACAUUUUUAUGAUAUGACUUUAUAUAAAAUGUAAAAUUAAAAGCAGCGCAAUGAAAGGAAAGAUAUGGGGGGUGGGAGGGGUAACAUACAUGCAUUGAUAUUUACUACUCCAGCUUUACAUGAAAUAUUCAUAGUAUAUCAUGUGACAGAUGAACAUUGUGUGUGCGGGUUUUGUGAAAGAGUUGGUGUGUUUGUUUUUGUUUUCUUUUGCACGCAGAUAGAAGAGUUUAUUGGAAAUCUAUUUUAAAGUACAGUAUGUAAAAUUUGGACAAUGAUGUGUUGAUGUGCUUGUGUAAUGUGAAUGUCAGCAGUAAUCUCGCAACGUUUGAUAUAGCCAUAGUUCACCUGCAUUUUCUAACAAAGAAAAAACACAAACAAAGGUCCCUGAGGGCAGAGUGCCUGCUUUAAAUUGUUUACAAUUUAAGGGUGUUUACAUUUGUGUGACUUCUCCGACUUUCCAUGGCUGUUCCAGACGUUCAGUGACACGCUCUCUUUCCUACCUUUCACACGGACACUGUGAACAUUCGCAAGCGUCAGAGAAAAAAAGCACAGUCGAAAGCAAAGGCCCACUUUUGCAACGAGUAUAAGCACAACAAGUGAAGUGGUUGUCUGAGACAAGUGAGACGUGUCCAAACAGAAUAGUCAAAACAAAAAACUGUACCUACCUGAGUGUUAUGUCAAAGAUUUCUUUCUUUAUUUAAUUUGUAAAGCCAUAUUUACAAGAAUACGACGAUAGAAGUGUUCUAUUUCAACAUAUUGAUAUGCAUGUUUAAUGUGUAAAAAAAGGAAAUAAAUGUUGG
This is a messenger RNA of Doryrhamphus excisus (bluestripe pipefish), 5963 nucleotides long. It is a transcript of the gene slc8a4a, whose product is annotated as solute carrier family 8 member 4a. The record is from RefSeq and is a predicted model, not a curated record. Lineage: Eukaryota; Metazoa; Chordata; Actinopteri; Syngnathiformes; Syngnathidae. Gene Ontology annotation, biological process: sodium ion transmembrane transport; calcium ion import across plasma membrane; cell communication. Gene Ontology annotation, cellular component: sarcolemma; axon; postsynapse. Gene Ontology annotation, molecular function: calcium:sodium antiporter activity.